Messenger RNA from Phytophthora sojae, 4663 nucleotides. RefSeq lists its product as hypothetical. Bases 1292 to 3196 code for a protein of 634 amino acids. The record is from RefSeq and is a predicted model, not a curated record. Lineage: Eukaryota; Oomycota; Peronosporomycetes; Peronosporales; Peronosporaceae. The transcript has a single exon.
UAGCUCAAGGUAUGACAUCUCAAAAUCUUUUGUCUGUCUAACGUCUGACUGGGAUGAACCUACUUCACCGUAGCUAGCGACAGCCGUGGAACGGUAGACGCUGCUUUGCUGUGGAUUCUGCGUGUUGCAUACUCUUGCAUUUUCUAUCGCAGACCUAGAUAAUAAACCUCUAGCCGAUUGUUGUUGGUGCCCACCGUUUGCUCGUCCAGCCUGCACUGGAGCUUGGUCUCCUCGUCCACGAACGCCAGGAACUUGUCGAUGCCAUCCUGGUUGCGUCGCUCCACGCCCAUGAUCACGACGCACUUGGGGUUCGCUUCACACAGCAGCUUCAUGGUCUGCGCCAAAGCUCGCCACGACGUGCCGUACAGCGGCUCGUAGAUGCAGUCGCAGGACAGCACCACGUCCACCUUCUCGUCGGGGUAUUGCGCCAGGUACUCCUUCGUCUGCUGUACGCCCCAGCUCAGCGAUCUCGCCACGAUCGAUCCCUUGCCAUCGACAUCCUCUCCAAGCUCUUCACCACCGGGAAGUCUCAGUACUUCCGCAUUGGCCGCCAAAUUCACGUGCAUCAGGCGGAGCAGUUCGUCCUGCUCCGUGAGCACCACGUGCUUGGCACCCGCCACACGCGCCGCCAUCCCCGGUACGCCACUGCAUCAAAAUCAGCAUUACCAUCAGUGAUACUUCUCAUUGCCAGCAAAAACUACCAACCAACGCACAUUCCGGCGCCGAGUUCGAUGACACGCAGGGAGUUGGUCGGAUCCUCGAGUUGCUGGCGGUAGUCGGCCAGGAACCGUCGAGCCAAAUGCACCGCGGCGUCCCACAGCAGCGUUCCGGCCCACGCCGCGCCGGAGAACAGCGGCGCGAGCUCGUCCGCUUGCUGCAGUAGGUAGUACAUACAGUGCCAUCAAACCGAGUCAGACGUGGCGUCGAUCGAGAGGAGAGAUAUCUCUCUCUGAGCAACAAUUUAUGCAGCGAGAAUUGGGGCGCGCACCAUCAACAGCGUCAAGUUGAGCUCCUUAUUAAGCACGCGCACGCGGGUGGACGCCUCCACCUUGUCCACGUUCUCCUCGGGGAAGACCUGCACGGGCGUCUCCAUCAUCGUCCGUCCACCCAAUCCGCGACUUGUGACUGGGAACCCAGAAACGUCGGAGUAUAAAACACGGUACCGUGUCUCGUCAGUAAAAAUACCAACCGCUCACAUACAAUUUCCAAGUGUAAUCGCUCCCAGCUCACCUAAUAACUCGAAACCAUUGCAGGAUUUCCAAAACCAGAGAGAAAGCGAAGUCCUGGACCGAUGGCCCACUGGUGGCGACGCGACGAGCUGCGCGCGCUGCUGCAGGCGUGGGAGCAAUCGCUGGCGCCCCCGCGCGACCGCGAAGACAUCGGCGGCGACGAGCUGCAGCGGCUGUACGCGCGCUUCGACGCGCUGCGGCCGCGCGACGCCGCCGCCAUCCCCGUCCAGGACGUGGAAGCGCAGCGCCAGCGCCUGGUGCGCACCUUCCUGUUCCAGCGCGCGUUCGACGCCGAGAGCAAGCGCGGGGGCCGCCCCACGUGGUUCCAGCUGCCGCCGGCGCAGCAGGACACGCUGCGCCGCAUGAACAGCCGCCUCGGGGAGCUGGCCGCCGUCACGCCCGACGAGUUCGAGCUGCUCACUCGCAUCUGCGAGGAACCGGCAGCACCCCCGUCGCAGCUGCUGCAACCGGCACCUCAGGCGCCGACACCGGCACCGACACCGUCAUUGAUGGCCGACGAGAUGCAGGCGGCGGCCGAGGCUUUGGCGGGGCUGCCCAUGUUCCGUCCCAACAACCAGCCCCGACCCACCCUGUCGCCGUCAUUGUCGCCCCCGUCGUCACCCAUCCGUACGACCAACAAGGAGUCGGUGGGGCAGCAGUCCAAGCAAGAGGUGGCGUCGGAUUCCGACGAGUUGUCGGUGGAGACGGCGUCGGACGCCGAUGACUCCGAGUACGCACCGGCCAAGAAGAGCCGCAAGGAGAGGGAGAUGGACUCGGACUACACCCCUCCCAAGGGCAAAGGCAAGGCCAAGGCCAAGAUCUCCAAGUGGUCCAAACGCGACGAAAAGCGGUUGAUUGCGGCGUGGCACGAGGUGGUGACGGUGCUGGCGGAGAACGGAUAUGCCGGAUCUUUCGCGUCCCGGAACGAGGGGCUGCGACUGAACUCGCUCAUUCACCAGAGGUAUGCGGAGCUGUGUGACAACAACUCGGCGCGCACGAACCAGUCGACGGGGGCCAAGAAACACGCCAUCAUGAUGGCGUUCCGGUCGCUGCGAGGGGUGCUCCGCACGCUGGCGUCCUUGAGCGAGCGUCCCAACUGGUUCGGGAUGACCCCCGAGGAGAGGAUGGAGCUGCAGAAAAUGCACGGACACCACCACGAGCACGCGUGCUUGAUCGAGAAGGAUACGUACCAACAACUGGGCGAGAUCGAUCGGGCGCAGCGGCUUAUUUCGACGCCGACGGCCAAUGCGCUUCGGCCUCCGACCACACUGGACCAAAUUCUCGGACGAACAAAAGACGGUGACUCCUUUGAUUCUCGCAAAAAAGGCGGCAAGGUGUCUGGCAAGAGCAAGUAUGAGGGUGGUCCGCCUCGAGGUUACGUGGUUACGCACCGAUCUUCGGAGGAGGAGUCUGGGGAUGAAUUGUCGGAUGAUGGUGCUUCGACGCGAAAUGGCCGAGUUGAAAACUCAAGUCGAGGUGGAAACUCGCGGGCAAUCGUCUCAUCAAGACAUCCUCGGUCUUCUCCGAAGGAGGUGGCUCGGAGAUCUAGUCGCGAGGUGAAUCCUGCAGAUGACAUAGGAAGCACCGACGAUUCCUCUCCUUCUAAGCGUCGUCGCACGGGGUUCAGCGAUGCCAAGUGGGUAACUCGUCUCUUGGAUGCUCAGACGCAGCGGUUCGAGGCGCUCCUCGCUGAGUUCCAGGAGGAGCGGCGACAGGAACGUCAACACAACAUGGAGAUCAUCCUGGAGGCGCUCAAGCUGCGCAAUGCGUCCGCGCAGAAGCCCGAUCAGCCGUCGCAGUUCGUGGAGGCGUUGGUGGAGAAGCAGCGCCAGCACAUGCUCGGCCUCUUCAACCAGAUGCAAGACGAGCGCUCACAGGAGCGGGAGCAGGCUCGCAUGCUGCUUCGAGAGCUGGGUGCGUCCCAUCUCGUCAGCAGCGGCCAAGACGAAGGGCACAAGGACGGGUGAGUGGAGUGGCCGAGGAAGUGAGUUAGUAUCAGCCCGCCAUGCAUGAAUGGGGUAGACCCCUCUUUAGUCGUAACACUAGUCGCCUCAAUUUCGACGUUGCAUUGAAUUGAAUCGAACCGCAUCCACCCCCAGCGUCGCAGCAACAAGCCUAGGGCAAGCAAGUAAACUAGAUAUCCCGCUCGAAACACUUCAAUCCGUCGUCUAAAAUUCCGAUAUUUCGUCUUUCCCUACAAACUUCAAGUGAUCCAUUUUUCAGCUUUUUUGGCCUCCAUAGCCAGUGAGAUUUUCGGCGACAAGCCAAAGCCGAAGACGGAGACGUCCAGGAGUCCCGCCGCUUCCAGAACCCCCACCUAGUUACCUCCCCGCCAUGCCCCCUGCAAGCUCCGCCGCCAGAGUCAACGCGGCGUGGGGCAACGAAGAGCUGGGCCAGCUCGUCCAGGCCUGGGAGGAGGUGGUGGACGACCCCAAGGACCGACUCGUGCUGACCCCCGGUGAGCGCUCGACGCUGCACGCGCGCUUCUGCGCGCUGUCGGGCUCGAGCCGCCGCAGUCUGUCGUCGGUCACCCGGCAGCACCACCGGCUGUGCACGUCCUACCGCCUCAUCGUGGACACCAACCGCCGCAGCCUGCGCGCCGGCACGCCCGGCUGGUUCGACCUGUCGGCGGCCGAGCAGCACGAGCUGCGUCGGGUGCACAACAAGAAGGAGAAGGGCAUGACCGUGGUGAACCCGGAGCUCUUCAGCCAGCUCAACCGAGUCUGUGCCGGCACCGAAGCUGCAGUGACAACCCCCAAGCCCCCGGCCAAGAAACACAAAGGCAAAGAGGGAGCUCACCACCACCACCAGAAGAAGAAACCCGCUCCCGAACCGGAGGAGGAGGACGCGGACGACGCCUCGGACGUCUUGCAACCCAAGAACGCGUGGACCUCCAGGGACUGGACGCUGUUCGUGGACGCGUGGCAAGAGGCCGCCGACGAGUUCCUCGAGCUCGGCAAUGAACCCGACGAGAAGGUCAAGCUGCCCAACUGGUUGAUCCGACAGAAGUUCGUGGGCAUGGGAGGGGCCCCCGAUACGAGCGUGGGCUCGAUCACGGCCAAGAAGCGGUGUAUCAUCCACUCGUACAACUUCAUCCGCCAGUGCGUGGCCGGCUUGGAGGCGCUGGACGGAUCCGACUGGUUCGACCUGACGUUCAACGAGCGAUUCCGUCUGCAACGGAAGCUCGUGAGCCCCAAGUCCAGUCAGCGCGUGGGCUGCGAGAUCGACCGCGAUACGUUCCUCAAGAUCGGAGCUAUCCUGGAGAAAGAGGACAUCCUGGGCGCGGUGACGGGCCGUAAACGCAAGCGCGGCCACAAGAAGGUUCGUCAGGAGUCGGUGUCGUCCGAGGGCUCGCUAGAUGAGUCGCUACCGCGGUCACCCAGUCCCUUUCCAUCCCGUGACGAUGACGAAGUGUCGGACCCAGAGGAGACGCG